Chlorella variabilis is the source of this 225-nucleotide messenger RNA. RefSeq lists its product as hypothetical. NCBI's taxonomy places the organism in Eukaryota, Viridiplantae, Chlorophyta, Trebouxiophyceae, Chlorellales, Chlorellaceae. The coding region runs from base 1 to 225 and encodes 74 amino acids. The transcript is spliced from 2 exons. The record is from RefSeq and is a predicted model, not a curated record.
AUGUUUGGGCAGCGCGAGACCUACCUGGAUGCAGUACGGCGUCGGCAGGACCGCGAGGCGCUGGCGCAGCUGCGCACCGGGUCGCAUUGGGGCGCGGAAGAGACCGGCCGCUGGACGCGGCGCCCCCGAGAGCAGCGAAAACCGUGCCGCCUCGCCGCCUUUGCUGCCGCCUGUCACCAGCGCUGGCUGACCGCCACCGUUGCGCUGCCUGCAGUCUCGCCCUGA